Daldinia childiae is the source of this 1233-nucleotide messenger RNA. Its product is annotated as Copper resistance protein CRF1. The record is from RefSeq and is a predicted model, not a curated record. Gene Ontology annotation, cellular component: nucleus. The transcript is spliced from 3 exons. The coding region runs from base 1 to 1233 and encodes 410 amino acids. Gene Ontology annotation, molecular function: copper ion binding; RNA polymerase II cis-regulatory region sequence-specific DNA binding; DNA-binding transcription factor activity, RNA polymerase II-specific. NCBI's taxonomy places the organism in Eukaryota, Fungi, Ascomycota, Sordariomycetes, Xylariales, Hypoxylaceae. Gene Ontology annotation, biological process: intracellular copper ion homeostasis; positive regulation of transcription by RNA polymerase II; intracellular iron ion homeostasis.
AUGUUAAUUGACGGCGAGAAAUGGGCUUGCGAAGCCUGUGUUAGAGGACACCGGGUUAGUAAUUGCCAACAUGCAGAUCGACCACUUCAGCACAUCAACAAGAAAGGCCGGCCCGUGUCGCAAUGCCAGCAUUGCCGCGCGAUGCGCAAAUCUCGGUCGUCUCAUGUAAAAUGCGAUUGCGGCGAGAAGACGCAUAAAUGCGCUCAUCUAAAGCAGACAGUUGAAGGACAUAAGGACAGUUGUUGUUGUAAUCACGGAGGACGAUGCACAUGUUCGCAUAAGAAAGAACCCGCGCUCGAUACCGUCCCAGAGUCCGAUUCCGAAGCGGAAACAGAUGCUCAACCGGCCAAGCCCAAGGCUACCCCUCGGCGACGGCGUACGAAUACGGCGCAUUCCGAGCCUAUCUUGAGCUUUGACGAGAAUGGUCACCACAAACCUCCGCAGAGGCAUACAAAGGCCUCGCAGAAGAGUGGUCCCUAUACCAUAAAUCGAGGCUCGUCCAUGCAUAGGACUGGUAGCUCGAGCAGCCUAGGAACGAAGUCCGUCGACCGAUCCCGAACGACCGGUUCUUCCUCACCUGAUAGAGAGACACGGAUGGCGAAAUCUGCGCAAGCGUCGCCUUCGAUCGAAGGGAAUUCGUCGUUCCAACAUCUUAAUGGUCAAUUGCCGCCAUUGGACCUUUCCAACAUCCGUUACUCCGAAUACUCCUCGUUCGACCUUUUCUCGGGCGUCUCCGAUUACGAACCACCCAUGUUCAGCGCAGGUCUUAGCGCGGCGUCGGUCGAUUGGGCGCAAUACGACGGCUUAGAGCUGAAGGGUGAAAGCUUCACACCCUCGAGUUUUGACCAGACACAGUCGUACAUGGGACUCGACUUCGGUGGCUCUACAGAGCCGACUCUAACCUCCAAUUCGGGCGAUGUGUCCGAGACGGAAGACUUGGCCUCCGCAUUCAGCGAACCGCAGUUUGACGGCUACGGCAAUAGCGCCGCAAGCAGCUAUUUGGCCAUGUCACAAAGCAUACUUACUGAUAAUGACCUGAGUAACCUUGACUUUAAUCAGUUCAAGAAUACGACGGCCGCGAGUAAGUUGCUCUCCAACCAGUCCUCGUUUGACGAGGGUAGCUCCGUCUUCCCUCUCAUGGAAGAUGAUUCUAUCUGGGGUAUGAGCAAUUUCACCGACGGCAUCACGCACUCGCCGGAUCCUGUAGCGUCCGGCCUGUGGGAUACCGCUUAG